AUGGCAAAGUCUCGCGUACUCCUGUUGGGCAGUGGAGGCAUUGGCACUCUUGCUGCCCUCAAUCUGGAAUGCGGUGGCCAAGCCGAAGUCACCGCCGUUCUUCGGUCCAAUUUCCAGACCGUCACCGAUCGGGGAUUCGAGAUCCUUUCCUGUGAUCAUGGCCACAUCCGCAACUGGCAUCCAACCUCUGUUGUCAAUGCGGUGCCCGUGACUGGUGCCGGCGACGUGGCGCCUUAUGAUUACAUCGUCUGCACCACCAAGAACAUCCCCGAUAUCGGCCCUUCCAUCUGCGACAUCAUCGCUCCGGCAGUGACUCCCGCGCAGACCGUCAUCGUCCUUAUUCAGAACGGGCUGAACAUUGAGAAGCCGUUCGCUGAACGCUUUUCGGCCAACAUCAUCCUCUCAGGCAUCAGCCGCAACGACGCGCACGAAAUCGCCCCGGGCGUGAUCGAACAAAUCGACCAUGACAACCUGCAAAUCGGUGCCUUCUGUGGUCCUCCUGACCCAGUCGAUGCCCAAACAAAUGCGGCGAUGCACUUCGUGGAAAUAUACAGCGCUGGAGGAAAGACUAACUGCUAUCACGAACCGAACGUGCAGCGAGAGCGGUGGCGCAAGCUGGUCUACAACGCAGCCUUCAAUCCCAUCUCUGCGCUGACGGGGCUGAGCACCGGUGAUCUUCAGAUUGCCGGCAACGCGCUGAACACUUUGCUCAUUCCUGCUAUGACCGAGGUUCUCACGGUCGCACACGCAGCCGGCAUUGACCUCCCUCAAGAAACCAUCGCGACAACACUCGCGAAGAAUCCCCCGGAGAGGAAGAUCUACCCUAGCAUGCAGAAGGAUAUGGCAAAGGGCAACUUCUUGGAGCACGAAGUGAUCAUGGGCGAGGUAAUUCGCGAGGCACAGAGGAGAGGUGUCGCCACACCCAUCCUGUCCACCCUCUACCAGUUGUGUGCCUGUGUGCAGUGGAGACUACAAGGCACCAAGCCAGCGACUAGGCAGAACUAG
Aspergillus brunneoviolaceus CBS 621.78 is the source of this 1005-nucleotide messenger RNA. Its product is annotated as ketopantoate reductase family protein. Gene Ontology annotation, cellular component: cytoplasm. The record is from RefSeq and is a predicted model, not a curated record. The coding region runs from base 1 to 1005 and encodes 334 amino acids. Gene Ontology annotation, molecular function: 2-dehydropantoate 2-reductase activity. Gene Ontology annotation, biological process: pantothenate biosynthetic process. Lineage: Eukaryota; Fungi; Ascomycota; Eurotiomycetes; Eurotiales; Aspergillaceae. The transcript has 3 exons.